AUGGCACCAAGAUUCGCCACCCUCAGCUGCUCCAGCGAGCCUCGCCACCGCCGACGAGCAGCACUAACAGCAAUGCUGGUCGACCUCCUCGUUGCCCUGCUCCUCCCCUCCACUUCCUUCUCAUUGCUCCUUCCCUUCUCUUCCCUCACCCACCCCUUCUCUGUCUCGAUACAUGGCCUCCGCCCGAUCUACAGUGUCGUCUCUGACCUCCCCUACCUCAUCCACAUCCGGAUCCGGCUAUUCACCGACGCCCUGCACCACUGCGCCAUUGGAUUCACGCUACUUGGCCUCCCCAAGUCCCGAAGCACCAUCAUUGCGUCUAUUGCAUCAUGUUGCCGCCUCCUACAGAGCAACAUUGGGGCAAGGAUGGGCAAAGUGCCGUCACAGAAGGACCUCUUUGAGGUUUCAGGGCCUACCUAUUUGACAUACAUGAAUUGGAACUGCCCACACCACCAGCGAUCGGCCAUGGCGAGCCACGUGCAAGGCGUGUACGUCCUGGAGCGCGAUCGUCAAUGGAACCGCCAGAGCCCCGACGCCCGCGCGCCGGCGUGGUGGAAGUUCUUCCACUUCGAGCUGCGGCAGGUCCUCGUGGACGCCGCCGACUCCUCCAUCUUCGGCGCGGUGUACGCGUUCCAGCCGCCGUACCACCUCAUCGACCCCGCGGCGGCCGCCAGCGCGCCGCACUACGUCGUCGCCUUCCGAGGGACCGUCACCAAGAAGGCCUCCGCGUCCAGGGACCUCGAGCUCGACCUCUUGCUCGUCCGGAGCGGCAUCGAGCACACCUCCCGCUUCCGCAUCGCGAUGCAGACCAUCCACGACGUCGUGGUGGCCGCGGGGCACGGCCGCGUCUGGCUGGCCGGCCAUUCGCUGGGGUCCGCUAUCUCAACCCUCGCCGGAAAGACCAUGGCCCGGGCGGGCGUCGUCCUCACCACAUUCCUCUUCAACGCGCCGUUCCUGUCGGUGCCGGUGGAGAGGAUCCCGCACAAGAAGGUGAAGCAGGGCAUCCGCAUCGCCAAGAGCUUCGUCACGGCCGGCGUGGCUACCGUCCUGCACAAGGGCGGCGGCAGCAGCGACGAAGCCUUCGCGGCGCUGGCGCGGUGGGUGCCGAACGUGCUGGUGAACCCGGCGGACCCCAUCAGCGCGGAGUACGUGGGGUACUUCGACCACCGCAAGAAGAUGGAGGACAUCGGCGCGGGCGCCGUCGGGAGGCUGGCUACGAGGCACUCGGUCAAGGACCUGCUGUUGGGCAUCGGCAAGCCGGGCGGCUGCGAGCCGCUGCACCUGUUCCCUUCGGCCGUCCUGACGGUGAACCGCGGCCCGUCGCCGGACUUCAAGUCGGCGCACGGGAUCCACCAGUGGUGGAGGCCGGACUUGGCCCUGGAGUGCAGGGCCUAUUCCUACGCUUGAUUGGCUGAAAUAUAAGGCAAACCUCCUUUGGAUCCUGGUUCUAGAAACUGAAACUCGAAAAUGAUUUGUGUUGGCUGCAGAGCCUGAAAAUGUCAACGCAGAAGACAAGACA
Triticum aestivum (bread wheat) is the source of this 1519-nucleotide messenger RNA. RefSeq names its product GDSL esterase/lipase At4g10955-like. The transcript is spliced from 3 exons. NCBI's taxonomy places the organism in Eukaryota, Viridiplantae, Streptophyta, Magnoliopsida, Poales, Poaceae. The coding region runs from base 1 to 1407 and encodes 468 amino acids. The record is from RefSeq and is a predicted model, not a curated record.